CAUCAGCUCAGCAAGGUUGGCCUGGCCUUGGUGGCUGCCCUCUGGUAACUCCAUGCCCUUCUGCCCAGAUGUGGAUGAGUGUCGUGUGCACAAUGGUGGUUGCCAGCACAGGUGUGUGAACACCCCCGGCUCCUACCUCUGUGAGUGCAAGCCUGGAUUCCGGCUCCACACGGAUGGCAGAACCUGCCUGGCCAUCAGCUCCUGCUCCCUGGGCAAUGGUGGCUGCCAGCACCAGUGUGUCCAGCUCACAGUGACACGGCACCACUGCCAGUGCCGGCCUGAGUUCCAUCUGCAAGAGGACGGCAGGCGCUGUGUCCGGAGAAGUCCAUGUGCAGAGAGGAAUGGUGAUUGCAUGCACACGUGCCAGGUGCUCCGGGGCCUCGCCCACUGUGGGUGCCACACGGGCUACCAGCUUGCCGCGGACCGCAAGGCCUGUGAGGAUGUGGAUGAAUGUGCCACAGGGCUGGCUCAGUGUGCCCAUGGCUGCCUCAACACUCAGGGAUCCUUUAAGUGUGUGUGCCACGCUGGCUAUGAGCUGGGUGCCGAUGGGCGACAGUGCUACCGGAUUGAGAUGGAGAUCGUGAACAGCUGUGAGGCCAACAAUGGAGGCUGCUCACAUGGCUGCAGUCACACCAGCACGGGGCCCCUGUGCACCUGCCCCCGAGGCUAUGAGUUGGAUGAGGACCAGAAGACCUGCAUUGACAUUGAUGACUGUACAGACUCCCCGUGCUGCCAGCAGGUAUGUGCUAACACCCCCGGUGGGUACGAGUGCAGCUGCUAUGCUGGCUACCGACUCAGCACCGAUGGCUGUAGCUGUGAGGAUGUAGACGAAUGCACCUCUGGCCAUGGCGGCUGUGAGCAUCACUGCUCCAACCUUGCUGGCUCCUUCCAGUGCUUCUGCGAGGCUGGCUACCGGCUGGAUGAGGACCGUAGAAGCUGUACCCCACUGGAGGAGCCCGUGGUAGACCUGGACGGCCAGCUGCCCUUUGUACGGCCCCUGCCCCACAUCGCCGUGCUGCGGGAUGAGCUGCCCCAGCUCUUCCAAGAUGACUAUGGGACUGAGGAGGAAGAAGCAGAGUUGCGUGGAGAACAUACGCUCACGGAGAAGUUUGUCUGCCUAGGUGAUUCCUUUGGCCAUGACUGCAGCCUGACCUGUGAUGACUGCAGGAAUGGAGGGACCUGUGUCCCAGGCUUGGAUGGCUGCGACUGCCCAGAGGGCUGGACCGGACUCACCUGCAAUGAGACUUGCCCUCCAGACACCUUUGGAAAGAACUGCAGCUCCCCCUGCAGCUGUCAGAACGGAGGGACCUGUGACCCGGUGACAGGGGCCUGCCGCUGCCCCCCGGGUGUCAGUGGAGGCCACUGUGAGGAUGGCUGCCCCAAGGGUUUCUACGGUAAACACUGUCGCAAGAAAUGCCACUGUGCCAACCGGGGCCGGUGCCACCGCCUCUAUGGGGCCUGCCUUUGCGACCCAGGGCUCUAUGGACGCUUCUGCCACCUUGCCUGCCCGCCCUGGGCCUUCGGGCCAGGAUGCUCUGAAGACUGCCGCUGUGAGCAAUCCCACACCCAGUCCUGUGACCCGAGGGAUGGCAGCUGCUCCUGCAAGGCUGGCUUCUGGGGCGAGCGGUGCCAGGCAGAGUGUGAGCCGGGCUUCUUUGGGCCAGGCUGCCGGCACAAGUGCACCUGUCCAACAGGCGUGGCCUGUGACCCUGUGAGUGGCGAAUGCUGGAAGCAGUGUCCCGCUGGUUACCAGGGAGAGGACUGUGGCCAAGAGUGCCCCUCAGGGACAUUUGGUGUGAACUGUUCAGGUUCCUGCACCUGUGCGGGGGCUCCCUGCCACCGGGUCACAGGGCAGUGCAUAUGCCCAGCAGGGAGGACUGGGGAGGACUGUGGAGCAGAUUGUCCCGAGGGCCGCUGGGGACUUGGCUGCCAGGAGAUCUGCCCUGCGUGUGAGCAUGGUGCCAGCUGUGACCCUAAGACUGGAACCUGCCUGUGCCUCCCUGGCUUUGUUGGCAGCCGCUGCCAGGACACUUGCCCAGCAGGUUGGUUUGGGCCUGGCUGCCAGAUGAGGUGCUCUUGUGCCAAUGAUGGGCACUGCCACCCAGCCACUGGACGCUGUAGCUGUGCCCCUGGGUGGACCGGCCUCAAUUGCCAGAGAGCCUGUGACAGUGGGCACUGGGGGCCCGACUGCAUCCACCCCUGCAACUGCAGUGUGGAUCAUGGGAACUGUGAUGCCACCAGCGGCCUGUGCCUGUGCGAGGCUGGCUACGUGGGCCCACGGUGCGACCAGAGAUGUCCCCAGGGCUACUUUGGGCCUGGCUGUGAGCAGCGGUGCCAGUGUGAGCAUGGGGCAGCCUGUGACCAUGUCAGUGGGGCCUGCACCUGCCCAGCUGGCUGGAGAGGAAGCUUCUGUGAGCGAGCCUGCCCAGCUGGCUUCUUCGGGUUGGACUGCCACAGAGCCUGCAACUGCUCAGCUGGGUCUGACUGUGACACUGUGAAUGGCUCCUGUAUCUGCCCGGCUGGCCGCUGGGGUCCCCGCUGCUCCCAGGCCUGCCCACCCCUCACCUAUGGACUUAACUGCAGCCAGGCCUGCACCUGCUUCAAUGGGGCCUCCUGUAACCCAGUGCACGGUCAAUGCCACUGUGCCCCUGGCUGGAUGGGACCCACCUGCCUGCAGGCCUGCCCUGCUGGCCUGUAUGGCAGGGACUGCCAACACUCCUGCCUUUGCCAGAAUGGAGGGAGCUGUGACCCUGUCUUGGGUCAGUGCAUGUGCCCGGAAGGCUGGUCUGGCCUGGCCUGUGAGAAUGAGUGCCUUCCUGGACACUAUGGAGCAGGCUGUCAGCUCAGCUGCAGCUGCCUCAAUGGGGGCCUGUGUGACCGGCUUACAGGUCACUGCCUCUGCCCUGCCGGUUGGACUGGGGACAAGUGCCAGAGCUCCUGUAUGGAAGGCACAUUUGGGGCUCACUGUGAGGAACGCUGUACCUGCCGGCAUGGAGCCACCUGCCACCACAUCACAGGGGCCUGCCUUUGCCCCCCAGGAUGGAGGGGCUCACGGUGUGAGGAUGGUGAGCACAGCCCCCUCCACAGCCAGCUCCUGGGUCCAACUGCCCAGGUGGGAGCCUGUCCACGCGGUUGGUUUGGAGAGGCCUGUGCUCAGCGCUGCCACUGCCCACCUGGGGCCUCUUGCCACCACAUCACUGGGGAAUGUCACUGUCCACCUGGCUUCACUGGGCCUGGCUGCGAGCAGGCCUGCCGUCCUGGCACCUUUGGAGAAGACUGUAACCACCUGUGCCGGUGUCCUGGUGAGAACUGGGCCUGCCACCCUGUCACAGGGGCCUGCACCUGCGCUGCUGGCUAUCAUGGCACUGGCUGCCAGCAACAAUGCCCGUCUGGACACUAUGGACCAGGCUGUGCGCAGGUGUGUGGGUGUCUCAACGGGGGCUCCUGUGAUGUGGCCACUGGGGCCUGCCACUGCCCCGCUGGAUUCCUCGGAGCUGACUGCAGCCUCACCUGUCCACAGGGCCACUUUGGCCCCAACUGUGCCCAUGUGUGCAAAUGUGGGCAUGGUGCAGCCUGCAACCCUGUGACUGGCACUUGUGUCUGCCCACCCGGGAGGAUUGGCGUCCACUGUGAGCACAGCUGCCUUCAGGACCAGUUUGGUGAGGGCUGCAAGCACAAGUGUGCCUGUAGGAACGGGGGCCUGUGCCACACUGCCAGCGGCCACUGCUCCUGCCGCCUGGGCUGGAUGGGGCCACACUGUGAGCAGGCCUGCCCUGCUGGGCGCUAUGGUGCAGCCUGUAGCCUGGAAUGCUCCUGUCGCAACAAUGGCACCUGUGAGCCUACCACAGGUGCCUGCCAUUGCGGCCCCGGCUUCUAUGGACAGGCCUGCGAGCACACCUGUCCCCCUGGCUUCCAUGGAGCUGGCUGCCAGGGUGUCUGUGAGUGUCAACAGGGAGCCUCCUGUGACCCGAUCAGCGGCCAGUGCCUCUGCCCUGCUGGCUUUCAUGGCCAGUUCUGUGAAAGGGGGUGUGAGCCGGGCUCUUUUGGAAAGGGCUGCAGCCAGAGUUGUGACUGUGACAGGGGGGUGCCCUGCGACCCAGUCAGUGGCCUCUGCCUUUGCCCACCUGGGCUCAUGGGAACCACGUGUGACCUGGAGUGCAAAGGUGGCCACUUCGGGCCCAGCUGUGCUCUGCUCUGUGACUGCAGUGGUGGUGCUGACUGUGACCCUGUCAGCGGGCAGUGCCACUGUGUGGAUGGCUACACAGGGCCCACGUGCCGGGAAGUGGCCACACAGCCAGCCUUCAACAGACCAGUGACCCAACUCAGCAGGGCAGUGAAGCACUAGCUCAGAGGCUCUCCCUGCCACCGCCUUCCAGCCUGAGGGAUCCAGGCCUUUGAUGACAACUGAGAGGCCACACAUGGACCCAGGACUCCUGGAGGGCUGUGGAUAGCUGUGGAUCUCUAUAGAGGACUGUGGACAGCCUCUUGAUCUGCCAGGAGUCUGUGGCCAUGAGGAGUGGGGUCUCGUGGCCACAUGUAACCCAAAGGAGUGGACUGUGCCUCAGGCUACACCAUCCACACCAGGUGCUGGUCAGGCUAUGCUUGAGGAAGCCCAGGCCCUCCCAGCCCUGGAUCAGGACCAAGACACGUGUGGUACAGGUUUGGGCAGGUGCCUGUCAUCCUAACAGGUCCUUCUGGUGCUAAGCUAGACUGCUGCAGCCGGUCGACUGUUUACCUGGAGCAUCGCCCGGCCUGUAUUUAUGUGAAGGUAUUUAUGGCACCAAUCCCCACUGCAGCCCUGGGUCAUCUAGAAACACUCCAUUCCAGGAAGCCCAGACUCAGGUCAAUGGGGCUUGAGGCGUCUCCAGGGGAUGUGUUCAAGGUUUGUGUAAAGUCCAGUGAGUUAAAGGUGCAGUGGCUUCCUUGUGGCCUGUCUCUUUGCACUUUGGGUGAGCUUUGCGUGGGUCUUCCCCAAACCAG
This is a messenger RNA of Castor canadensis (American beaver), 4980 nucleotides long. The record is from RefSeq and is a predicted model, not a curated record. Lineage: Eukaryota; Metazoa; Chordata; Mammalia; Rodentia; Castoridae.